Vitis riparia (riverbank grape) is the source of this 1313-nucleotide messenger RNA. RefSeq lists its product as uncharacterized. NCBI's taxonomy places the organism in Eukaryota, Viridiplantae, Streptophyta, Magnoliopsida, Vitales, Vitaceae. The transcript has 2 exons. The coding region runs from base 426 to 1043 and encodes 205 amino acids. The record is from RefSeq and is a predicted model, not a curated record.
UCUCUCACCAAAAAGGCACAAGAGACCUUAAUCUCUGAAGAGCUAAGGACUUGUAUGGUUGCAGAAGACCAUCACGUGAAUGCCCAUGAAAAUUUUGCUGGAAAUUGAAAAACGGUUUACAGGUAUGUGGAUUCUGUCGGCUAAUUCAUUGAAGAUAUAAAGAUAACUAACCCAGAAUUAAGGGCCAAAAAGGAAGAAAGCUCAGCCUCUUUUUCUCCCAUAUUCAUGAGAAAUCCACAUUAUUCAGUAGUCUACAUACAUUUUCUGUAAGGGUACUACAAAAACUAGAACACCAAUAUAAAUUAGAGCUUUAGGGCCAUACCCUCCUCCCACAUGAACUGUUCUUCCUCAAACUCUACUAUGAAGGUUUGAUCAAUCUCCAAAAUUAAUCAACUGGGUUGUCCUUCUUUUUCGAUAUUCAUCUCAUGGCACCAAACGGAGAAAUGGUGUUAGGCUCAAGCUCCAGGAGCGAUAAUCCCAGAAACAAGCCUACAAGACUCUCCGUAGAAGGCCUACAGAGAACACUCUCCGACAUCUCACUGGAACUAAUCAAAGAAGACAUUGAUAACGAUAUCAACCUUCCACCCAUUUCCGAGGUGGAGAAUGCCAAGUGCGAGUGCUGCGACAUGUGCGAGGAGUGCACACCCGAAUACAUCAGCCAAAUACGCGACAAGUUUUCCGGGAAGCUGAUAUGUGGGCUGUGUGCAGAAGCGGUGAAGGAAGAGAUGGAGAAGAAGGGAUGGAAGAUAGAAGAAGCAGUGAAUGAGCAUAUGAGCGCCUGUGUGAGCUUUAACAGGUUUGGUAGGACACAUCCUGUGCUGUAUCAGGCUGAGGCCAUGAGAGAAAUGUUGAAGAGGAGCUCUAGUAUGGAAGGAAGAGCAAGUAGGGCGAAGUCCAUGAGUCCUAGAGAAAAGAAGGGCGGUAUUGCGAGGAGCUCGAGUUGUAUUCCGGCCAUCACGAGGGAGUUUUCCAUCUUGAAUUUUGAACGUGGGUGUGAUGCCAUUCUCCCAAGAGAUGAGGGGAUCCUAAAGGUACCAAUUUGACCCCAGCUAGAGCCCAGAGGUGUGGCAGCCUUCUUUGGACUUGCAUAUGGGCUCAGUGAAUGGAAGAAAUAAAUGCGAGGGGGGUUCAAACAAUGCACACCAAAGCUAAUUCAAGGGACGACCUUUAAGCAUGUAUGCAGGCUCAAUAAAUGGAGGCAAUAGAGACAUUGGUGCCUCUCAUAAACCAAGGGUCUAUACCAUCUUAAGCUGUGAUUUGACCAAACAAUGUAUGACUUUUAGGUAAAUAAUUUGUAAAAGAGCAUUACCUUG